Trichechus manatus latirostris (Florida manatee) is the source of this 705-nucleotide messenger RNA. It is a transcript of the gene SYNGR4, whose product is annotated as synaptogyrin 4. The record is from RefSeq and is a predicted model, not a curated record. NCBI's taxonomy places the organism in Eukaryota, Metazoa, Chordata, Mammalia, Sirenia, Trichechidae. Gene Ontology annotation, cellular component: neuromuscular junction; synaptic vesicle membrane. The coding region runs from base 1 to 705 and encodes 234 amino acids. The transcript is spliced from 4 exons.
AUGCAUGUCCCUGAAAGCCUCCAGGACCUGGCUGACAGUGAGGCCGUUCAGUUUCUGAAGAGGCCAAAGACCAUGGGGCGGAUCUUCUCAGGGGUCUUCUCCCUGGUGGUCUUCUCCUCACUGCUGACUGACGGCUACCAGAACAAGACGGACUCCCCGCAGCUGCACUGCGUCCUCAACAGCAACGCCAUGGCCUGCAGCUUCGCCGUGGGCGCCGGCCUGCUGGCCUUCCUCAGCUGCCUGGUCUUCCUUGUGCUAGACGCCCAUGAGGGCCGCAUUGCCGGCUCCCGCUUCAAGACGGCCUUCCAGCUCCUCGACUUCAUUGUGGCGGUCAUCUGGGCCUGCGUCUGGUUCGUUGGCUUCUGCUUCCUGGCCAACCAGUGGCAGCAUGCGCAGCCCCGGGAAUUCCUGCUGGGGAGUAGCAGCGCCAAGGCUGCCAUCACCUUCACAUUCUUCUCCGUCCUCGUCUGGAUAUUCCAGGCCUACCUGGCCUUCCAGGAACUCCAGGAGGAUGCCCCUGUCCCCUACAAACGCUCCCUGGAAGAGGGGGCCGUGGUGCUGACCACCCUCUCCCCGCCCUCGGCUGCCAGCCCUGUCAGCUCCUCUGCCACCGGCCCCAACAGCCUGAACUAUGCCAGCUCUGCCCUGUCCCCCUACCUGAGCACGCCGAAGGUCCCCCGCCUCGCCAUGAUACCCGACAACUGA